UUUUUAAUUUUCAGUUAAAUUAUUUUAAGAAUUAUGGAAGUUGAUAGAGUUAUAGUUGACAACAGAGCUAAGGACAACCUUAUUGCUGAUCUGAGAGCUGAGAACUACGAACUAAGACAGAGAGAGCGUGCCUUUCUCGCUCUCAAUGACAGAGUCUCAGAGUCAGACUACCGCUUGCACCUCGUCAAAGAAAGCAAGGCAAACCUUGCUGAAGAAAUGAGGAGAACCGCAGAUUCAGAUAGGCUCUGCAUCGAGAGCAACGAGAGAGAUAACGUCGAGCUCGGCAGAGCUCUAACUGAUAAGAGGGAUGACAUCAGGAGACUUGAGGAAGAACUCGCUCAUCUCAAAACUGUUUCAAAUGGAGAAUCUGCUGAUAUUGAUAGAUUCAGACUUGAUUUAGAUGCCAAGAAUGGUGUCAAUGCUGCACUUAGAGAUGACCUCAAAAGACUUGAAGAUAAUUUACAUGGAGAAAGAGUCAAUAAUACAGGCUUAAGAGCUGAGUUUGCCAAAUGCCAAGAUGUUUUGAAAUCAAGAGAUCUUGAACUUCAUUCAAAAAGAGAUACUCUUCAUUCUUUAGAAGUAAAGCAGGAUGAUCUCACUAAGCUUUUGUCAAGCAAAGACUCUGAGUUUGUAGCAAGAAGCAAAAAGCUUGAUGAUUUAGACAAAGAGCUUUGCCACCUCAAUGUGAUCUAUAAGGAUACUUGCCAUGUCAAUGAUGGCCUUGAUAAUCAAUUAAAUGGACAAUUGAACGAUAAUGACUCAUUAAGAAGAGCAAAUAUUGAAGAAAGUGCUAAAAAUGAUGAUGCCAUUGCUCAUCUUGAAGCUUCUCUUAGAGACAAAGAUGCCCAUCUUUCCAUCCUCCAUAAGGAUAUUGAUGGCAUGAGAGCAGCUUUAGAUAGAUCUCAAGCUUCUAAGGAUGAUCUUUCUGAGCAACUUUGCGCUAUGAAUAAACAUGUCGGAUGUUUGAAUGAUCAAAAUGAUCGCUUGAGCGCUGAAUUGACAGAUAUCACCGAGAGGGAUGCCCAAAUUAGAGCUGCUUUAGAUAGAAGACACAGAAUCAAGGAUAUUACUCUUGCUAACCAGAACCAAAUGAGAGAGUCCUUAUCUCACAUUGCUGAUGUGAGAUCCAGAAGCCCAUGCAGGAGGAAGAAGACAGUAGUUGAGACUCAUCACUACGCAAGUUAA
Moneuplotes crassus is the source of this 1185-nucleotide messenger RNA. The record is from the annotation of a GenBank genome assembly. NCBI's taxonomy places the organism in Eukaryota, Ciliophora, Spirotrichea, Euplotida, Euplotidae.